Budorcas taxicolor (takin) is the source of this 570-nucleotide messenger RNA. Its product is annotated as translation initiation factor IF-2-like. Lineage: Eukaryota; Metazoa; Chordata; Mammalia; Artiodactyla; Bovidae. The record is from RefSeq and is a predicted model, not a curated record. The coding region runs from base 1 to 570 and encodes 189 amino acids. The transcript has a single exon.
AUGGAGGGAGGGAGGCAGCCGGCGCCCGCCCGAGCCCGCGCGCCCGUGCCCGUCCCGGCGGCGCCUGCCGCUGCCGCUGUCGCCGCCUCCCGAACCGCCGCGUGUGUGACACUCGGGCCGCCAGAGCCCGCCCCGCCCCGCGGCCCCGCCCUCCCCGGGCCUGCGAGCGCCCCGCCCCCAGCCCGCCCUCUCAGACCCCGCCCCGCCCACCCCCACGCGCCCUGCAGCCAGACCUCGGCCCUGGCCCCGCCCUCUAGCGCCCCGGUUCUGGACAGCAGCAGCUCUCCCCUUCAGCACGCGCCACCUCCUGCGGACGCCUCGGCGCCAGCCCCUGGGUCGCGCCUGAGGGCGCCGGGGUCCCGCGGCGCAGCCAGCCCCGCCUCGCUUGCCGCCCGCCACCGCCUUGGGCGAGAGAUUGCCAGCCUAAACCUGCAGCGUGUAGAGGCCAAACCUUGCUCACCCCGGCACUCGAGCGUUGUGUUCUCCAGGGAUCCCCACUUUAGGGGACAAGGGGCAUUUUUAGUCUACGGCGUGACCCUCUUAGAGGAAAUGCGGUGCCGAGACCCUUAG